Sinocyclocheilus grahami is the source of this 2797-nucleotide messenger RNA. Its product is annotated as ras and Rab interactor 2-like. Gene Ontology annotation, molecular function: small GTPase binding; guanyl-nucleotide exchange factor activity. NCBI's taxonomy places the organism in Eukaryota, Metazoa, Chordata, Actinopteri, Cypriniformes, Cyprinidae. The record is from RefSeq and is a predicted model, not a curated record. Gene Ontology annotation, biological process: vesicle-mediated transport; signal transduction. Gene Ontology annotation, cellular component: endocytic vesicle; cytosol. Bases 4 to 2574 code for a protein of 856 amino acids. The transcript is spliced from 10 exons.
CAAAUGGUUCAUGCUGUGCAGGAAAAAGACAGAGAUCCAGACAGAGAUCCAGAUAUUUCUAUGCUCAUAGAGAUAGAGGGAGAGAUGAGUCCUGUGUGUCUACAGUAUCCUGCGGUUGAUGGGGAAGGUACGAGCAUAAGUGUGAGUGUGUUGGACAAACUGAUACACACACACCCCAUCUGGCUUAUGCUUUCCAUCGACCAGCGAGAGGCCACUGGCAUCCUUCUGCAGCAACCAGCUGGGGUGUUUUUAGUGUGGAAAUCAUCUAUCCUGCAAAAGAAGGUCCUGUCAUUCCACAUGGAUGGUACCUCAGACUCCUCUGUCAUUCACAUCCCUGUAAAGGAGAACCAGUACACAUUUUCUCUACAUGGCUCAGGAAUCAGUUUUGCUGACCUCUUUCAUCUUGUGGCCUUUUAUUGUAUCAGCAGAGAUAUUCUGCCGUUUACCCUGAAGCUUCCUGAGGCCAUCCAUUCAGCAGCGACCUUGUCAGAUCUUCAUGAAGUGGCCCAGCAAGGAGCAGCAUUCUGGGAAUCUUCUCUCAACAAACAACAAUGGACAAUCUCUGCCCCAAACAGUUCUCUGAUUCAGGACAGACCGCCGAUAUCUCUCCACGGCAGCUGCUCUGAUGUCUUACAGACAGUGGAUCAAACCUGCACCCCAUUUGGGAAGCUACUGACCAACACCUGCCCCGAUACCUCAGAAGGUGAAAGGAGUUGCUCCAGCAGUGCUUUGUCUUUUAUCAACCCUGUCUUUCUCAAGACACAGCAAGAUGUCACUGGAACUUCAGAAACAGUGAUCGCAAAGGACCCAACAGCAGAAAACGGAAAAUCUCGUCCCCCUCCUCCACCAAGACCACCUCCUCGUAUUUUGGUUCGUACCCCUACUUCACCUUCAGGUCCGAGGGCUAUGCCUUUGAGUGCUGGCAUUACUAGAACGAGUCGGAGACACAAUCCUCCACCACGACCUCCACAACCUCCAGACAUCGACAGCUACCGCUGCACCAUUGCGUUAGAUGACGAAACCAUCUCUAGGGCCCUUUCUCAAGCCAAUACGACUCCUUUAAACCCGACCAGCAGCACCAUCCUGCAGCAAUGGACCGGACCCGAAGAGAAAGGGCAAAGCUCAAGUGGCCGAAGCUUGUCUAAAUCCUCAUCGGACUCUUUGGAUUCUCCUCCGCAUCCUCUCCCAUUGGGACUAUCCCAAAGCGUGGGCAAAGGCCUCUCCACGGAUGACAGCAGUGAUGAGUAUGAGGAGGAGGAGGACGACUACGGUGUGGGACUUGAAAGGGAUCUGCAUCUUCGCCUUCGUGCUUCCCGCAUGUCAAAGAAACUACUGUCGGUCGAACUAGUGGGGGCUCGACCGAGAUCGCUUGUUAUCCCACGAGCACUAAGGGGAAACUUCCGUAAGGUCCGAGGUGUUUUCAGUGUAUUGGCUACGCCUGAAAAGCGCAUCUUGCUUCAGAUCAUUGAGUUGUCCCAAGACAAAACUUCUUACUUUGGGUGCCUGGUGCAGGACUAUGUGAGCUUUGUGCAGGAGAAUAAAAACUGCCACUCGUCCAGCCAGGAUCUUCUGCAGACACUCCGGCAGUUCAUGACCCAGAUGAAGGCUUACCUCAAACAGAGCUCGGAAAUGAACCCACCUAUAGAGUCUUACAUACCCGAGGACCAGAUAGAUCCAAUGUUGGAGAAGGCCAUGCAUAAGUGUGUGCUGAAACCUCUGUACGGCUGCUUGCAGUCGGUGCUGCAUGACUUCCAGGUGGCAGGUGCCGUGUGUCAGAGGCUGCAGGAGAAUCUGGCCCUGGCAAAGGCCAAACAGCCUCACGAGCUGGGAGUGAAUGGAGCCCGGCCUCCAGACGCCCACGCCAUCCACAGGAUCCGCCGAAAACUCCGAGCCAUGUGCCAAAUGUACUCACCUGAGAGGAAGAUUAUGGUGCUGUUAAAAGUCUGCAAACUCAUCUACAAUAUUAUGCAAGACCAUGAAGUGCGGAUGUUUGGAGCGGAUGAUUUCCUGCCCAUGUUGACAUAUGUGUUGGUCCAGUGUGACAUGCCUCAGUUGGACACUGAGAUCCUGUUUAUGAUGGAGCUGAUAGAUCCCCCAUUACUGCAUGGAGAAGGAGGAUAUUACCUCACCAGUGCAUAUGGAGCAAUGUCACUGAUUAAGAACUUCCAGGAAGAGCAGGCUGCUCGAGUACUCGGCUCUACAACACGCGACACACUCCACCAGUGGCACCAGCGUCGCACACUGCAGAGAGACCUGCCCUCAGUGGACGACUUCCAGAACUACAUGCGAGUGGCCCUGCAGAAGGCAGAUAGCGGCUGCACGGCUAAAACCCUUCAGGUGCGGCCCUACGCCACGACAGAAGAGGUGUGUCGUCUUUGUGCGCUCAAAUUCCGCGUGUCUGAUCCAGAAAACUACGGCCUGUUUCUUUACACGGACGAGAGCAGCCAGCAGUUGGCCGCAGACACACACCCACAGUGGAUAAAGGCAGAGUUACACAGUCGACCGAAGCGUGAACACUUUUACUUUGUCUACAAGUCGAUACCCAGCAUGAACUGCUCCACUCCUUUGUCUUGAAAGCAGGACGUUUCCUGAACACUCAAUAGACGGAAAGUGUUUAAUGAGGGUGUGACUUUAAGGAAUGUGUAUAAAGAUCGGGAAAUGAAAAGGUCUCAUGGACAGAGUGGCUCAAAAAAUAAUAAUUUAAUUGGCACUUUACAUGAAUAAAGUACAUCUGGGUUGUUAAAAUGAGUACUUUCAAAACAGGCUUGGGUAACAGGGUUGCACAUUUAGCCUAAAU